UAUUUGCGCGUCGUUUUGAAAUUAUUCAACACAUCUGAAAAGCCAACCGCCGAAAAUAGCAGAAGCGACGCGCACAAUUUCGAAUGCAAACGGACGCGCAGCCCGCAAGUGAUAUAAAAUAAACAUUAGCAGUCGUCGAAAGUCGCCAACGUGGAGUGCUGAGCAGUACAGUAAAUUCAAUUUUCUAGUGCGCGCAAUUACAAUUCGCAUUUGCAUUAGCAGCAGCUGCAGCAACAACAACAAUGGACCCGUUUACUCAGCACAUGCUCGAGAAGGCGGAACAGCGCAGUCGCGCCCUCGGAAUCAGCAACGCUAGCAAAUUUCCACUCUCCGAGUGCAGCGUAUCGAGCUCCACCACCUCUUCUAGCGAUGCAGGAGUCCUGGCUCAGAGGAGUCGCUCGCCAGGAGUCCAGAGCACGGCCAGUGCCGGCGGCAAGGUGGUGGUUCUGGACAAGGCCACGUUGGAGGCGUCGCCGUCCAAGCCUCUGCGUCACUAUACAGCGGUCAACAAGGAGAACUUGGACAUGGGCAUUGAGAUCAACAUAACCACGGACAAGCCAAUUGGGGUGCAAGUUGAGAUCCAAGAGCAGGAGGCGACCGAUGAUGAGGAUGAAGAUACUGGUGCUGACAAACCUUUGUUAGAGGCGGGGCCAGUAAAUCAGCCGUUGGCCAGGUUGAGAGAUACGUCCCGCAGCAGACUACAGCGCAUGGGUGCCCUGUACUCCAACACUGACGACUUAUCCUCGCCCAUACAUCGCACCGAGGGGCAAUUCCAUGUGACGACGGGUGAGGAAGAGGACAGCGGAAAUCGAAGCAGUAGGCAACCGAAGCAGAGAUUGGGAAAACUGGCCGCCCUCGCGGACACAAUCAAUCAGUGGGAGGAUGACACGUCGCACCACGAAGUGCACAGACCCCUUGAAGCUCCCCCACCGAAACCGCAUUUGUCCAGUCGGAGGCCGGACAAGGCUCCAGCUCCACAGCCACCCCAGAAAGACGAAGUUGAUAAGGCCGCCAAAACCAAGCAGCUGAAUUGGGAUCCUAAGGUAUUGAGCUCUCUGGAGGCACAAGGUUUUCAGCGCCGCGAAUCUUCGACCAUUAAACACACCUAUGAUUAUGCCAAACAGGGAGAAGCGGCGUCAGCUGGCAAACAGGAAAAUACGGCAACAGCAGCCAAGCCGCCAGUGCCGGAGAAAUCGACAACGGUCAGUCAGGUGGCCAAAAACUUCGCAUCUUCUGUUCCGGCGUCGAAGCCCCCAGCACCAGCGCCUGCAGUUAGUGUAAAGUCUGGUUUGGUUUCCGGCCGAGCCGCAAUUUUUGAGAACAAAGGAGCUGGUGGGCAGACGCAAGGCAGUCAACGCAACCAGAAGGAUCCCUGCGAACUGUCGCUAAAGGAGCGCAUGAAGCUUUUCGAGACAGGCAAUAACAAGGCUAUGCUGCCAAUGGCACCAAUAGGUUCUGCUCCCAGUAUUAGCCAAAUUCGGGCAGAGGAAGUGAAACAGCAUUUGGCGGCAGUGCAUCCGGUGACAGCUGCCGCUGCUACUACUGUAGUUGCAGCGCCCAAGCCGAAGCCAGAAAGCAAACUGCGCGACAAGGUUGCCGCUUUGGUGGCAAAUGCUCAGUCAAGUGCAGAAACUCGCAUUAAGGACAUUGAUCGUCAAAGGCAAGAGGACAUGCAGAUUAUUUCGAAUCGCUUUAAUAAGCAAAAGGAGCUCUUUGACAUUCAACCGGCUGUCAGUUCCGCACCCGCUCCAGCUCGAGCUCCCGCGCCUGCUCCUCCUCGAGUUCCCGCGCCACCCUCCAGCAAAGUAGUGCGGCCCAUGCCGCCACCUCCACCACCGCCUAUCGCUGGUUUCUCACCCGCUUUAGCCACUACCAAGAGACGUUCACCUGGUGAUGCCCCCAUCACUGACGACGAUUCGAAACGGGCUCGUAAGCAUUCCGAUCGCCUGUAUCCCGCUCUGUCAGACCUCGAUUCAAGCGGUGACAACUGCUGUGCCACCGAAACAGCCUCCGCCACGGACGACAGCCAUGAAGUGGAUGAAGAGGAGAUCGAAAGUUGCAUGGAUGAGUCGGAGGACCAGUCGCAGACUGAGGACAGCAGCGCCGGCAUGUGCAAUGGCAGUCUGGGCCGUGAGAUAAUGAGCGCAGUGCAGCGCAAUGAGGAGGAGAUGCAGCAGCAGCAGCCUAAUAAGAAGACCGUGCGCUAUGCCGACCAGGAUAUGUACUACGACGACAGCUCUUUGAACUCGUCGCAGGUAUCUGCCGGCAUCGAUGACUAUUUGGAUGAAGCACUGGUAGAGGAUUACGGCAGCACCCAGGAUGAUCAAAGCGACAGUGGCGACGAACACAAUGCCAGUCGGCUGUCCUUGGGUAGCAAAGGAACCACGCCCUCAACUAGCUUUUCCUUCCGAAAGAAUCCAGGCUCCAUGUGCACACCUAUAGAAGAGCAUCAAGAGAUGUUGGACCUUCAGACGCCGCUGUUAAGUGGUGCCCAGCCUGUCAAGUCUGAAUUGAGCGUAAACCAAGACAAUGACAACCUAGUUACUCUAGUGCAUACGGUCAGCUUCUAUCGCCGCCAGCAGAGUGCUAAUGGCUCCAAUUCCACACCAGUGCGUAAGAUCUGUCGAGAGCAACAAGUGAUGCGUUCAGCCCUUGCAGGCGAUUGUCAUGCUAAGCACAGACUGGAGUACGAUUCCCCUCAGCAGAGUGAGAACCUAGGAGCAGUUUCGAGUGCCAUGGAUGACCAGAACGAUGAAGACGAUGAUGAGUUCCAAAAUGCUCGGGAAAUAAACGAAGCAGCGCAAGCACAGGACAAGAUCAAGAAGUUAUUGAGCGAGGUGUGCAAGCAGCAGCAGGUUAUUGGACAAGCCAGUCAGGCGCUUAACCUUUGUGCGGCAACCGUUGAGUUUUCCGGUUCCACAGAAUCUGUUGAGGGAGAGCGGUAUCUUUUAUUGGCAACCCAUCGUCGUCAGGCCUGCUUGGAUGAGGUCCAGCGAUUGAGAGUCGAGAAUAGCAUCCGCCCCGUGGGUGCACCAAAAGAAAAGGGGCUGUUGACGGUGAAAGACAUAACCAUUCCCCUGCGGCAGGAGUACGUGCGUAAAAUGGCCUCCAACAACAUCAAUGGCCAUCAUCUCGUGUGCUUGCUGAAGUACAACGAGCACGUGCUGGCCACCAAGACAGUACCCACGAUGCCUGGUCUGUUGUCUGUCAAGUUUCCCGAUGUCCUGCAACUAAACAAUGUGUAUGCCGAUUUUAGGAUCACGCUGGAAAUCUAUGGCAUGCUAGCCCAGCGAGAUCAGCUGCCUCAUGAGCUGAAGUACCAUAUCAACGUAAACAAGAAGGGCGGCGUGAAGACGCCAAAGAAGAAGGGCGGCGAAAACCGGCUGGUGAUGCCACCUGUACAGAGUCCGGCGGGGCCGCAUGUGGUACGAACACCGCAGCUGGUGCAAUACGGCUUUGCCAUCUUUUCGUUGCGAGAAAUUCAACGUACUACAUGGACGCUGACCCAGGUGCUUGGCGUUAGUCCUCUGGAAGGUGUGGUUCACAUGAAAGUGAAUUGCGAGCUUUCCGUGAGCGUGGAACACAAGGGAUUCCUUACCAUGUUUGAGGACAUCUCCGGCUUUGGGGCAUGGCAUCGGCGAUGGUGCUAUCUGAACGGCUCCGUAAUUAACUACUGGAAGUAUCCGGACGAUGAGAAGCGCAAGACGCCCAUGGGCAGUGUUGAUCUGAAUGCUUGUAGUUCCCAGAAGGUGACCACUGCACCGCGCGACAUUUGCGCACGGCUCAACACCAUGCUCUUGGAGUGCGAACGACCGGCGCUGGAUACGGACCAGGAGUCGCUGAUAAUCGUGCCCAAUGGUCGCACAACCACAGUGCGACAUCUGCUCUCCGCUGAUACGAAGGAGGAACGCGAGGAAUGGUGCGCCUACUUGAACAAGGCGCUGACGUUGCUGCGCGCCUGGGGAAACUCCCAUUGACCCGCUGACCCACUGCAAUUCUGUCAGCAGCAUGGACACUGACACUGACACCAAACGGUCGGGUUGUUUAAAGUUUUUUCUUUUUAAGUUACUUCAUUUACUAUUUGCGUUUGUCUUGAUUAUGUUAUAUGUUUCGGACUUAAAUUAUUCGUAUUCCGUUUUCUAGUGGGACACGUUCGUGUUCAUUUAAAUCGACAAAGUAUUGUUUGAAUAUCUUUUUAUAUAUGUACAUUGCAAGUAGGAUGUCUCGCUUAAUAUAUAAUAUAUAAUAAUAAUAAUAUUGUGUAAAUCCCAGUAAAAGGCUGCCGCCAUUUAUACACUGAA
Drosophila eugracilis is the source of this 4301-nucleotide messenger RNA. It is a transcript of the gene scra, whose product is annotated as anillin. Gene Ontology annotation, cellular component: actomyosin contractile ring. Lineage: Eukaryota; Metazoa; Arthropoda; Insecta; Diptera; Drosophilidae. The record is from RefSeq and is a predicted model, not a curated record. The coding region runs from base 243 to 3977 and encodes 1244 amino acids. Gene Ontology annotation, biological process: mitotic cytokinesis; actomyosin contractile ring assembly; septin ring organization. The transcript has 11 exons.